AUGCCGGAAUCAUCCCAUCCUGAGGUACAACUCGAUGUGUGGUGGCUCCGAUUCUGUGAAGACAUUUUCCAGCAAAGCGGAUAUGGUGAAGGUUGCUGCCUCGAAUAUUGCCUCGAUGCCGGUUGGGUCUUCAGCUGGGAUGACAGCAGCCUCUGGGAUGCCAGCGGGACGUACAGCAGCGCGUACCGUGGAUCUUCUGCUUCGGGCGAUGGGAUGGUGCUGACGUAUGGAAGUGAUUCGUCGGGAACCGUGAAGGUUUUCAUGAAUGGCCAGGAAAAAGGCAGUGCUGCUGCCAACACUGUGUCGCAGAAAGCCGAGCUGGUUUUUAACACAGGAGACAUUCUGCAGAUCCAAGAGAUUGAUUCAAUCAUCUUGAUUCAAUCUAUAGACUUCGUUUGCGACGUCACCUCAGCCACAGUGCCAGUGUGGUCAUACCACGAGACGGUGCCUUCUGGCAGCCUGCCCUACGAGAUGGGCUACCAGGCGGACCUUAACCUCAACGCGGCUUCAUACACGGUCAUGCUAUGGUUGAAGCAGGGUGUCAGUGAACCCAGCGACGCCAUCAUCAUCGCGCAGCACAUCGGAACUUCCACCACAACCACCGAAACGUCGAUCACAGUCACGUCGACAGAUUUGUGUCAAUGGUCGGUGUACCCGGACUUGUACUCCAGUGGUUAUGCUGGUGAUGUGACCGAUGCGUUCGACCUCCACUCUGCUAAGGAGAAGUGUAAGGAGCUGGGCGAGUCUGCCUGCAGGGCAGUGACGUGCUCAAGUGAUGGCACUUGCACAGUCCGAGCCGCAGUCAAGUUGGCUGCCAGUGCAUAUGGAGAGACCUCGUAUGUGCCAAGCGCUGUAUGCUACCUAGGAGGAUACCGGAACCUAGUUGGGUUGACAAGGUCUGGUGUGCCUUGUACAGACAGCGCCACGGGGGAUGGCUUCAUCAUGUACUCAGCACAGGAUGUGCGAUCACGCUUCAGCCCAACUUCUCUCCCAUCAGACAUGGCGGACCACCUCGUUUGUGUGAAGUACUCCAGUGGCACUGGUUGGAUGUACGACGACGAUGCUGGAAACUACGUUGCAUUCGUCAGUCGGGACACCGACGUGCUGGUUGCUUCAGUGGACUUUGCUGCUGAUACUGUGACGAGCCUGGAAGGAACUGAUGACUAUUAUGCCUACGUUACGAAAGGCUAUAAUUCUGGUGAUCUGGUGUUUACUGCAGGCAAGUACGGAACAAGCAGCACAAGUGAUGUUGGGGAGGUACAUGUUUCUGGGACGUACUUUGUAGCGCCAUCCGUUGACACUGCUUUGUACCCAGAUGUGCUGGCGACGGCGGCAAAUGCGCCAACCCAGUUUGCCAGCACGACGGGUCAGAUUGACUACUAUCAGCACCAGACAAGCAGUGCCAGCGAAGUGCACAUGAGCGUGAAGAACUACUACAGCGGUUCAGACAGCGAGAACUGGAAGGUUUUCGAUGGAUCCUACACCAGUUCCGUCAAGGUGCAAGAGCCAGACCUGCUGUGGGAAGGAGAGGGCCUGCAAUUGCGCGUUCACUCCGUUGCUGGGCCGGCAAAGGUUACUCUCUACACCACAACCAGCGACAACACGUACACUGCGUAUUUUCGGACUUCGGACUUAUCUUCUGGCAGCUGGACGUCAGGUGACAUCCAGAAUGCAACUGCCGACUGGAUCCAGCAGAGCUCGUAUUGGAAGUGGACCAUCCCCAUCAAGGCAGAGACGAUGAAACUGGAGCUGAAUCUUCGAGGCUCCGGGCUGACCUUCACAGACAGCCCCGAUGGAAACGAACAUGCGAGCCGCUCUUUCGAAAUGAGUGGCUUCGAGGUCAAUUUGCGGAGCACUGUCACAACGACCAUCACUACCAGCACGAGCACGAGUACUACCGCGACUCUAACAACAACCACAGAGACAGUGUCCACUUCCACGUUGACAAUCACCACCACAACAGUUACCUCCUUUCCGUCCGUGGGCUUCGACAGCCAUGCAGACCUGAAGUGUGAGAGCACAGGUGAGACCUCCUCGGGUCUGACAGACGCAACGGAAGAUCAAUGCAAGCUAGAAUGCUGGACGUCUUCGACCUGUGUUGGGUUCAACUAUGCUGCCGCCGGUGGUGACAACUGCCUUCUCCUGACUUCUUUCACGAGCCUUUCGGCUCUGACGGGCACGACUUGCUACCUGCGAGUGGCAGCUGGAAUGUGUCCCUACACAUUCCAGUACGCGUACUACACCAACGGCGCCUAUUGCUGUAAGACUAACAAGGAGAAGGACGACGGUUCCGGCAAAAGCUGUGAUGGAAGUGCCAUGCAUGCCGACGGCACCAUUUCCAUGUGCUGUGUGACUUGCCCGCAUCAUCGCUUCUUGAUUGGCAGCAUGUUUCUGCCUACUGCCAGUGGUUCUGACCAGCUUGAGACACAUGUUGAGUUGACUCUCGUGGUGCUAGGUGCCGACUACCAAUCGCGGCUUGGCAGCAGAUGGUCGGUGCUCGGCAGCUGGGGGCUCUUUCUCGGUGUGCCCGAGGUACACGUCAGCAACAAUGCAUGGCGUGGCCACCUUUCAUUACGAAGAUACAACAACGACGAUCACAUCCACCACUUCCACGGACACAUCAUUGACUGUUACAUCCUCUACUGUCACGUCAUCCAGUACCACGUCAUCUGCUUCAACAUCAUCCAGUACCUCAUCAUCGAGUACGACAUCAACCACAGGCCCGAGCACGACUACCACGAGCAGUUCCAGUACUUCAUCAACAUCCGUAUCGAUAACAUCUUCAACGGCAAUUUUCGCCAGAUUCCGCUGGCCCUUGACACACGAUGCGGUCAGAGUGUUGCCAAGCACUCUUUGCGAGCUAGAAAAGGCUACUUGCAUUGGAGCUCGGUUUACUCUGCCUUGUUUUCGGAUGCGUAUGAAGAGAACGACGAGUUCUUUUGGUCUGUGGAGUAUGUGAGCAGCGAUGCUGUGAGGCUGAAGAACGUGAAGCAUGGCACUUACCUUGCUUCCGACGGGUCCACAUUGUCCUUGGAGAGUACUGCCAGCAGCAACGGCCUCUGGAAAUAUGCCACGGUCGAUAGCUCCGUAACCUUGCAGCACUCGUCCUCCAGCAAGUACCUCUGCACUACCGCCUUUCCUUCUUUGUCCGACAGCUGUGCGUCGAAGAGCUGGACCGUCACCUUCCUGGCCAACACUGUUUCGGCGGCAGUCUUCACCUCAGUCACGGUGACAACGACUUCGUUGACCACAACAACCAGGGGAGGCGAGGUGAAGUAUCGGUUGCUUUCGCCUGCAAGCAUCAAUUGGAGGACAACGAGUGAGACUUCUGUGACUUCGACAACAACCAGCACAACUGCAACUGUAUCGCUGACUUCAACCACUUCCACAGUAUCGGCCACCUUGACAACACUAACGACCUCCUCGUCCACAGUCAGCACUGUAUCAUCCACCACAACCAGUGUCGUCACGACAACGCUGACCUCAAGCACCGUUUCCGUAACAACUACCACGACCUUGACGGCUCAGUUCGACAGAACCCGUUUUGACAUUAGCUUGAAAGACGGACGGUACUACAUCAGUUUCCUGGCAGUAAAAGGUCACUACUUGCAGGAGUGCCACUCAGACACCUCCCUCAGCAAGGAUGUGUGGCAGCACGUGGCCUUCGUUUAUGAUAAGGAUGCAAAAACCCAGUCAAUCUACAUUGACGGAGGUUUGGACAAGACCUGCUCAGAUAUCGAGUCUUUGAAUACGGAUGAAACCAACCAGUUCUAUCUUGGCGGAGCUUUACAACGAGGAGCCACAACCACCUGGACGGGCUCCAUUUCUGAUGUCAAUGUUUUCCUUGAGGUUUUGACAGCUGAGCAGCUUGGUGUGGCAAAGCUUACAGCCUGCUACCUUCCAGGAACCGAUUGCCGAGUGCAGUUGGACACGUGGCACACCAAGGGCACUUGCCUCGUGGAUGCAGACACAAGCACGCUCUCCCCGAAAUCAUGCAGCACCUUCUGUGCGACAUACGGGAUGCAAUGCCUCAAAGCAGCUGCCUCCAGCGGCUCGUGCACGCUCUCGUCGACUACAGCUGCCAGGGCCGCAAGGUAUGGCUGUGAUGAGACUAUGGACAGCCAGGUGUCUCCAGGAGCCUUGGACGACACCAGCGAUGACCAGAUGUGGCGGGCUGCAAAUGAUACCGACGAGCACAUGACCAUAGAUGUGGGCUCCAGCAACUACUACGUUUGCGGUGUCAUCACACAAGGGAGCGGCAGUGCAGACUAUUGGGUCAAAACCUUCGAGGUCGACUUCAGUGAGGACAACAGCAACUAUGUUGCGAUCGCCGGAACGUAUACUACGGCCGGUGACAAGACGACACAGAAGCUGUCCAGAUUUCCGUUGCCAAUGCGUGCCCGUUAUGUUCGGAUUUGGCCUGCUACAGUCAACGGAGCGCUGGCGAUGCGUGCCGGACUGGUGACAUGUGGGCCCUUGAGAGCCGGAACCUCGACCAACUAUGCCUCGACUGCAGGCGUCACGUGCCAUGCAGAUGUCACGAACUGUGGCAGUCAGAUUAUCGAUGGCAGCAAAUGCACUGACAGUGCCUCUUUUUCGGGGGCUAUGGCCACAGCAUCCACAGAGCUCUGCACGUCCAAGUACUGGGUGCAACUUGAUCUAGGAGCUACUCUGUCGAACAAUGCGCCAACAAAGCUGGUGAACAAGGUAGUGGUGUAUGGUUGUCAGAACUUGAUGUACUGUGGCCGGGCACUGGAAGUCUCAGUCGAUGGGACCACAUGGUCCAUGGUCCACGAGUCAGACACGGCAUAUGCUUACCAGAUGCAAAAAGAUGACGAUGAUGCGCCCAAUGUAACUUACAGCGAUGUGGAAUUGGGUUCGGGAAGCAUUUUUCGCUUCGACUUGCGUGCCAUUCGCUACGUGAAGGUUUGGUCGAGCAUUAGCGACAGCACAACAGCCGUGCACUUCGCGGAAAUUGAAGUCUACGAGCAGGCCGCAGAGUUGAACUAUCAGUUCGAUACCGACAUGGCGAGCACGGCUGUGACCAUGGGCACCCUGAGCAAUCUGGGAAUGUUGUCCGACUACAUGUUCAUGGCAUACUGGAAUGCAGGCAGCCUCACAACCAAUGCCUACUACCCGAUCUUUGGACAAACGCAAGACAGCGGGCUAAACUUCUACGUGAAGCAGACGGCCACAAACACUGUCCAACUUGAGCACAAAGUGGAUGGCUCGGACGGGUGCAGUACUAGUGCGACUUCGGUUGAGAGCGACUGGAACCAUGUGGUGCUUUCCUUCACAGCCAGCACAAAGGCGUCGACCUUCUACCUGAAUGGGGCGGAGGUGACGCCAACUUGUGCAGCGCAGAUCAGUGCUUCGGAUGGGGCCGUUGAGUAUGGAGGUGGUCGCGGAGAAGGCACCUGGAGUGGGAACCUUCAGCAAGCCAAGCUGUACGCAAGAACGGUCCAGAGUGAAGACUUGUUGAACUUCAGCAACUGGUGCUCUAGCUUCAGCUGCAGUGCGGGAUACCGCCGCAACUCUCGUCGCCGAACAGUAUGCAGCACUACUAGCUGCACAGAUACAGAGUGCUGUGAGGAGUGGCCAACUUGCGCCUCGACGGAUUGCACGGCAGACUCGAAGUACACCUCGAGGAGGCGAAACUACUGCUUCCGCAGCUGCACAGAGACGUUGUGCUGCACCUGGCGUACACUGAAAUCCUUCACUCUGACGGGAACAUCAACUCCGACGGUGAGCACUCACAGCACAGACUCCUGGGUCGACUUCGGCACGACCUGUCUGGAUCAGUUCGAUGAGGCGCUUCCUGUGAACUCCUCUGGAACGGUGGACCGCACCACAGUGGGCACGUACACCGUUACAUAUGACUGCACUGAGCACAACCUCAACAAAGUGCUGGCGACUUUGACACGGACAGUGUCGGUCGUGGAGAGCAUGUACAUCAAUCCAGCGUUGUAUUGGGUGGUGCAGCGCGAGGCGGGAUCUUGGACAGAUACGGUCUCCAAGUGCUACGACACUGCAGACACGUUCAAUGCCGACAUUGCUGAUAUGCACCAGAGUUUCUCGUGGGAUGCGAGCCUUCGGCUCUACAAUGGCACGGCAGGGGGUGUCACGGAGGAAAACUAUACGGUCACCUACACCUGCUCCUUGACCAGUGAGAAGAUAGAGAAGACCCUGAUGGUGCGCGAUGCAAUACGACUGUAUGGGCCAGAUCCCCAUGUGGUUCGUGCUGGGCGGCUUCGGUGGAAUGAGGGAAAGUGUGAGGUGUGCGACACUACGGACACCAACCCUGGAGAGUCAUCGUGCUCGUACUCAGAUGACAACUCCAGCACCACGGACAGGUGUGGUUUAACGACCACGGGUUGGAAGGCCAGCGCCACUGCCGGGGAGGGCACCUAUCUGCAAAUGGAUCUGGGCUCAAACCUCAAGGUGGCAGGAGUCAAAACCAAGGGACACUCAGAGGAGGAAGCUUGGCUGAAGACCUACACAGUCGCGUACUCGACGGAUGGGUCGAGCUGGACAGAUGUCUCUGGAACUUUCACGGGGAACACAGACCAGAGCACGGAAGUGGAAGCUAUGUUGCCUGCUGUUGUGGAAGCACGUUAUUGGCGCAUUUUCGCCAAGACCUUCAACGAGCUUGUGGCAGCUCGAGCUGCCAUGAUUGUCUGUAGCACGACCAGUACGAGUACCGACACGGACUGCCCGUGUGGCUAUGUCGCCGCAGAUGAAAACCAAACGUGCAGAACCGAUGUGACAGUGGACUGCAUCGACACCACAGGCACCGAGCAAACCCCAUCGUUAAAUCCAUCAAUCAUCGGAGCUCUGGCUCCAGUGGAGAGCACCGUGACGUACUCGUGUUCUGGGGCUCCUGACUACACGCGGACCGUGAAGAUCCGAGACUCGAUAUCCCUGGUCGGCAGCUCCUCGGUGUUGGUUCCAGGCGGCGUGUCAGGCCAGUGGAACGUUUCUGGCGGUACCUUCUCGGAGACUGGCAGCACAUGCAUCACGCACGAGGGUGAAGAGCUUACACCAACAGUGGACCUGGACUACCUCCCCUUUACUACAGAGCGCACGUACGUCAUCAACUAUGAGUGCCGAAGGCGGGCUGCUCCCGUUCUUCAGCGCGUUGUGGAGGUGCGAUUUCCCCACAGGUUUGAGAAUGAGGCGAAGAAGGUGUGGACUCUGGGAAGUGAAUUGAGUACGUCUGCUACGCACAUUGAAGAUACAUGGCAAUGCAUGGACUUAACGGCCACCUCACAAAGCUCCUCAAGGUUGCCCCUCAGCGCAGAUUUUUUCGACCGCUAUGUGGAGAACUACAUCUCAUACCCCUUCCUCUCCUGUGCCACCGGAGUGCCCACCAUCGUGCGCUCGGGAGAGGUGCGCCAUCCGGUCUUCUUGUCGGGUGACCGCCAGGAGUUCCGCCUCGGUAUCAGCCAGAGUUCUUCAGGCACCUACAGCUUGGGGCAAACCGACUUCGAUGCCCGCUUCGCAGCCAGCCUCUUCCGCAUUAUCCGCCGGACUUGUGCAACUUGUGGCGCUGACUUCCAGGACAUCUACUACCGGCGACUCACAGACAUGCCAAGUGAUUUUUCUGCUUACAAGAUGAUGGCCUGCGAAUGGACGUCUACAAACAACGAGGAAGGCAAGGACUUCAAGAUUUACGGCAGCCUAGCAGAUGCCAUCUCCGAUACAAAUGCAUGGUCUUAUCAUGGCUUUGGAGGUACCGAUGUGGGUUUUCCGGGCACAUCGGGACCUUCUUCUGCGUCAAGUGGUCAGUACAGCAGUAUACCGGUGUCUGAGUGCUCUUCAUCCUCCACUGCCACCGGGGUGAACAGCAACUUCUACAUCUAUGACUACGCCUCAUCGCUGGUGCCUGGCACCUGCACGCGGGACGUCGGCACCCUUGGCAGCGGCGCUCAGUGUGACGACGAUGGAGGAGUGGAGAGCCGAUUGGGGUUCCUGAUGUUCACCAAAACUUCUCGUGCCGCGAGGUGGCAGUCGACCGCUACGUCUUUUGCGGAGAACUUCGUUUGCGCCCGCUUCACGGGUGUGGAGUGGCAGUAUUUGGAAGACACCACGUGGACGUCCUUCCUUCCAUACCCGACGGAUGUGCUUCUGGCCAGAAUCGAGUUUGACAACGACACGAUCACACCCUUAAAGGGAGUGGAUGAGGAGUUCUACACAGUGAAGAUGGGGUACGUGGAUGGCGACGUAGAGUUUACAUUGGAGACCAGCUCGGUGACCAUCGUUGGCACAUCCUUUGUCGCGCGUUGUGGCGAGGACUUGUGGUGUCGAGCUGGUCUUCGCCCCAGUGGUAUAGACGGAGCUUCGUACUGCUGUGCAAGCUCUUGCGGCACCUGUGGAGGGUCCAGUUGCUCCGACAACGGAGCUUUGGACAUCUGCUGCUUGAGCACCCUGCUCGAAGCUGGCAGGGUUUGCCGUGACCAUGAUGAUGUGUCCUGCUUGAUUCCGGAGACGUCUGUUCUUUGUGGUGGCAGCCUGCAGCUGAACAACUUCGAGUCUGCGGCCAACAUGAAGGAAGCUGGUUGGACCAUCGACACUGCCAGUGACGCUAGCCUUUUCUCCGCAGACUCCGGCUUCAAUGGCUGGUACAGGGGUUUCGGUGCAGGAUCAGACGCUGGCGGAAUCAGCGUCACACUGCGGGGCUACGGGCAGCUCGACCUGACUUACGGCAAUGGAAAUUCUGCCUCGGGCACGAACAACCAAGUGCAGGUACUACUCGAUAGUGUUGAACUUGACACAGCUGGCUCGACUGAAUCGGAAAAGACGGUCUCCAUCGACUUCACGGACGGGGCUGUGCUGGAGAUCAAGGAUGCUGGCGACGCCAUCAUUCUUGUGAAAGGGCUGGCUUUUAAGUGCCUGCUGCAAGAUUUCUGGCCACGGGUGGUCAUCAAGGGUGGGGAGCUCGACGCUCCCAGCACCUGGACCUCUUGGCCUGCGGAGGCGUGUUACCAGGAGGGCGAGUCAUCUCACGGUGCCUGGACUGGCAGUGUGACGUUGAGCGCCACCACGGUCUCCACUGCCAGCGAAGGUAUCUUCCCAGUGACUUAUACGUGCACCAGGUCCAGCAUCCAAACCACAAGGACCGUAAUUGUGAGAGUCCGGCAUCCUGUGGAAAUGGUGGGCCGGGAGGCCAUGAUCGUCCGCCAAUCUGCUGGUGCCAAUUUCACGGAUCCGGGUGCGGCGUGUGUUAGUCGCGAUUUGGUUCCGUUGGCCGUUUCGACUUCCCCCUCAAGCCUCGCAUUGGACAGUGUUGGCGAGUACUCGCUCGCAUAUUCGUGCACCGACAGCAGCAGCCGAACUUCCACCAAGAUUCGGUACGUCCAGGUUGCACCUGCCAUAGAGUUGAAAGGGGACGCGGUCGUUGUAAUCGAAAAGGACAAGUCAUGGAGCGAUCCUGGCGUACAGUGCGUGGACGUCAGUGAAGGUUUGCUGGCAUACACUGCCAGUCCUUCUCCAGUAGACACAUCGUCAGCAGGAUCGCACACAGUCACGUACACCUGCACGGAUACUGGUGGGACAGCUCUGACUGCGACUAGGACUGUGAUUGUCACCAGCGGCCUCCCUGGAACCAUCGUCCAGGGCCCCAGUUCGGGCAUCACACUGCUUCUCGGAGAGACAUUUCAGGAUCCGGGAGUAUGCUGCAGGGAUACCCACAAUCAGGUCCUGCCAUUCUCCAGCAUUUUGAAUUCUGCUCAUUCCAAGUGGAGCGGCGUGCAAACACUUUUUUACAGCUGUACAAGUUUUGGUGUGUCCGAAAGCGCAGUGCGGACUCUGACGGUCAACACCGUGCCCAAAAUUUUCCUCACGGGUGAUGCCGAAAUGCUGUCAGUACUGGACAGCGUCUACGCAGAUGCCGGGGCAGUCUGCACAGAUAUUGAGGACGGUCUCAUCACAGCUUGGGGGUCAAGUGGCCUUGGUGAUUCGCAGAAACUGCCCGUGCUGAGGGCAGGGGCCAGCGGAACAGUAACAGCAGGUGCUGUGGCCAACAUUUUUGACGGUGACGAAGCCAGCUCCGUGGCCGAAGCUUGCGAGUCCUGCGUAGAGGUGCCACAGUCGGUGAACCUGUGGAUAGAUCUGGGCGCUGGCAAAGUCGUCCACAAGUAUGCUCUGGCUGGAACGGUCUCAGGUGUCAGCAUCUUAGUGGGACCAGAUGUCAAUGUGGGGCCUGCCUGCAAGACUGGCAUCACCACCUCUCUGGGAACCACUACAACUGUAGAAUGCGAUGCUCCUUUGGCUGGCCGCUUUGUAACACUGGUUGGGUCUGGUUCAUCUAGCAUGAAGGUCUGUGAGCUCACCGUGUAUGGAACGGUCGGGCCUGCUGCACCUGCCCGACUGAAUAUCACAGGUUCACCCUCAAGCUGCACUGGAGUUGAUGCCGUCCAGCUCGAGCUGGCUGGACACAAUGACAGUGCCUUAGGUGUCAUGUACUCGACGCAACUGGCUGGGAGCAACAAUGAGCUGCGCACGGAUCUGGGCACUGGCCCUCAUCUACAAACAGAAGCUGUGGCUGAUACAGCUUUGGGCACUCCUGGUUCCGAGCGCUGGGUUUUGCGCGACGCCAACUGGGAAGAGCAAGCAUAUGCCCCUGGAGGAGAAAGCUUCCCUCCCUUAGAGGGAAGUCAGUGGACCGUUUCAGCUACGGGUGCCACUUGCACGGGCCUUUCCUUUGCGGUCGACCCCGCAGAUUCAUGUAGUUGGCUCUUUGGACCCUCCAGUGCCGAUGAUACGUACGGCUGUGCGGAUGGCAGUGAAUGUACAACGGAGGGCUGCUGCUUGACGGCUGGUGGCCUUGCGCGAUGUCCACCAAAUCUUCCGAGGAUGUGCGAGGCACAGACUUGUGGCAGUGACUACUGCUGUAAAUCGGAUUGCGCCUCUGAUGAUGGGAAUCGCGUGUGCAAGCAAAGCUCCAUGUCCAGCAGCGCCGGAAGCUCUACGCUGGCGCGGAUGGAGGUGGUGAAUUCUGUUCUUGCCAACGACCCCGCAAUCUACAAGGUGACCUACACAUGCUAUGACUCGGCCGGCGCACAUGUCUCCGCCACGAGAACUGUUGAGGUUGGAUGUGAAGAUCCAAAUCCAGGCGGAACGUACGGUGGCAACCGUGUUGCUUGCAGCACUGUCACCAAAGAGACACAAGAUGUGUCCAAUUAUGACACAUGUGAGACGCUCUGCCUAUCGGCCAGCAGUUCGGACUGUGUAGCAUAUACGUUCUUCCCCAAUGGCACGUGCCAGUUCAUGACCCUCUGCACAGGGCGGUACUUCAUGAUCAUCAACGGCACGGAUCGCCACGUAGCGUACUGCCGACGUGUGGACACGGCUCCCAGCAUAUAUCUGGAAUCUGGAGUGAGCUGGUUCCUCCUCGGCACCACGACCUACAGCCUCCCCGCGGUGACUUGCUCCGAUUCCGAGGAUGGGCAAAACAUCGCUGACCCUGUGAAUAACAUCAACAGUGUAGUUGAUGUAAACACUGCCGGCAACUACAUCGUCACGUAUACGUGCACGGACAGCGCUGGACAGUCGACGUCCGGAACGCGGACCGUCACAGUAAAGGCGAACUGCUCGGUUCCCACGGUGGAGAAUCAGAACUCCACUACUGGAUACUGCAUGGAGGGGACAUCUUUCGCUCAUGGCACGACAUGCACGGGCGCCUGCAAUUUUGGGUACGCACCGCGCAAUCCAACUCACACCUGCACUACCACGUCGGAUACGGAUUACCAGUCGGCUUUCAGUCCCACGCUUGUCAUGUGUGAUGUCCUUCCAUGCAACGAGCCCACGGUUGCCAAUUCCGCCGUCAGCCCCACGGAUGGCUUGCCAAAAGCUUGUGCAGAAAGCAACACUGCUCGUGAGAUCCCAGAUUCCAGUGUCUGUACCCCGCAGUGUGCGGAUGGUUACGUUCCGCGCGUUCCGGGCGUCGGCUCGUAUGCCGUGCUGAAUUGCUCCGCCAAGAUCCUGGACCCUCCGGAAUUUGUUUGUGAGCUUCCAGCAGCUUCGCCCUUGUCCAUCUUUGCCCCCUCGAGACCCAAGCCAGAAGGUGCCGUGGACAUCACGCUCCAGUUUGCAACCGGCUUGGCCAACGAUUGUGCUUGGUCCGGAUUUACCUUCGAGGGCAAGCAGGUAAAGAGCGAUGAAACCACGAGCUUCGGUGAGAUGGUCGGAUGUGAAUCCAGUGUGUUCACGAGCCGGGACACGGUGACAUGUAUGGCAACAGGCUUGGUUGAGGGUGGUGAUUACCAGUUUCGCGUCAUGGAGGUUUGCACUGAUACGAACAUGAACAGUCCCUGGACCUCGUCAGAAGUUUUCACGCUGCGAUUCGUCAUCGUCCCGGACAUCUUGCUCCUGCUUCCAGAGGGUGAUCAAUAUAGUGCUGUCAGCCAAGUGCUCCUUGCAAUGCAGGUCGAUGUGUACGUCACUUCCGACACAAGCAAAGCGUUUUACAUUGAUCGAACGAAUAUCCGAGCUGGCGGCGAAGAGUGGUGCCCGACCAUCCAAUGGCGGGUGCCUGCCAAUUUGAUUAUCGAUGGCAGCCCGUCUGGCGCUGACACAGUCGGGCUUAUUCAGGAGCGGAUCCUCAUCGCAAACUUUCCGGCCGAUGACUUCAUCAAGCCUGGAGCCUUUGCAGCCUUUGCCUGUGGAGCUUGCGUCCUGCGAGGGGUGUAG
Molecule: messenger RNA, 12690 nt
Organism: Symbiodinium natans
Lineage: Eukaryota; Dinophyceae; Suessiales; Symbiodiniaceae
Source: the annotation of a GenBank genome assembly